AUGCUAGACGAUGAUAGAGAAUAUAUUGAUGCAAUUAAUGAAGCAAGUCAUUGGUCAACUGCCAAUUCUAUGAGAAAAUUAUUUGUCAUUUUACUGACGGCAAACUUGGUGAAUCGGCCAGAGAAUGUCUGGAAUCACGUCUGGCACCAUCUAUGUGAGGAUGUGCAAUUUAACAAGAGGAAAAUGUUGAAAGAUAUGGAUUUGUGUUUGUCUGAUGAUGAGAAGAAGAACUUAGGACUUCUUGAAUUAGAUAGGUUGUUGCAGAUGUACAACAAGUGUUUGAAAGAUUACCCUGAUAUGCCAAUCCCAAAUUACGAUGAUUCUUUAUUCUCGAACAAUCGAUUGUUGUUUGAUGAGCUCAACUAUGACCGACAGGCAAUGACAGAAGAGUAUGAGACGAUGGAAAAACAAUUAACUGAUGAGCAGUUAGUUGUUUACGAAACUGUUCUGAGUGAUAUACAACAUCAGAAAGGGGGGCUCUUCUUUGUAUAUGGUUAUGGAGGUACAGGAAAAACAUUUGUCUGGAAAGCGUUGUCUUCGAAGCUACGUUCUACUGGGGAUAUUGUGCUAAAUGUUGCUUCGAGUGGGAUCGCCUCAUUGCUCUUGCCAGGAGGUCGAACAGCUCACUCAAGGUUCGCUAUUCCAAUAGCAAUUAAUGAGGAUUCAACUUGCAAUAUAUGCCAAGGGAGUCAACUGGCGGAAUUGUUAAUCCAAGCCAAGCUAAUCAUAUGGGAUGAAGCACCGAUGAUGCACAAACACUGCUUUGAGGCUCUAGAUAAGACAAUGCGCGAUCUGUUACGCCACUGUGAUCCUAACAGUGUACAUAAAUGGAGGCAACGUGUCGGCAUUGGCAAGACUGUUGUGCUAGGCGUGACUUCCGGCAAAUAUUGCCUGACACUUGAUGAUUCAGCCAGAAAGGAACACAUUGAACGAUUUGCUGCGUGGUUGGCUGAUAUAGGAAAUGGAAUAUUAGGUGGUCCUAAUGACGGUCACGGAAAAGUUGAAAUACCAGAAGAAAUGUUAUUGCCAUCAAAUGGUGACUACAUCUCUACAAUAGUUGAUACUAUUUUUCCAAUGUUUAGGCAGGGUGGGUCUAACUUACAACAAAUGGAGAAUCGUGCCAUACUUGCUCCAACACUAGAUGUGGUAAACGAGGUCAAUGAAUAUAUGAGUGGUUUGCAUGUGCUGAGAGCAAGACCUACCUAA
Ipomoea triloba (trilobed morning glory) is the source of this 1206-nucleotide messenger RNA. RefSeq lists its product as uncharacterized. NCBI's taxonomy places the organism in Eukaryota, Viridiplantae, Streptophyta, Magnoliopsida, Solanales, Convolvulaceae. The transcript is spliced from 3 exons. Gene Ontology annotation, molecular function: DNA helicase activity. The coding region runs from base 1 to 1206 and encodes 401 amino acids. Gene Ontology annotation, biological process: DNA repair; telomere maintenance. The record is from RefSeq and is a predicted model, not a curated record.